AUGUUGCAGUCCCUGGAAAAUACGACAUCUUUAAAUCGCUCUAAUACUUCUCUAACUACUCUACACACAUCUACAACAUCCUCGCCAGCUACUGUCACCUCCUCGUCCUCAGCCUCGGCGGAUAAAGAAGAAAAAUCCCAAAGAAGACGUUCCACAUUUUAUGUUCCACUGGUCAUUGAAGACGACGACGAAGAUAAUAAAGACGAAGGGGAUAAGAAGAGAUCCUCCUCGUCCUCAUCGACAUCUGGUAGCCUAAGCAGCCUUAUUGGAGCAACUAGUCACAGCAAGGAUUUAAAAAAUUCCAGCAACAUUAAUCUCAAAAAGUCCACGACGAGCCUUUUUAAAGGCUCUUCUAGCCGUAACAGCGGUGGUAGUGGUGGUGGAGGUUCACCACGCAGCAGCUCCACCUCCGUUAAGGUAACCACACUACUCUUUGAAAGGGCCAAUAGUACCUUGGGUUUUAGUACAACCUCUUCGAAUUCCUCUACAGCCUCCUCGGGCUAUCGUAGUGGUAGCGGAGGGGGUCGCAAAGGAUCGUCCACCAAGAAAAUGGCACCACCAUGUGGUUUCAAUUGGAGUCUAAGUGGAGUUACUGAUGAUUUAUCGGCCGAUUUGGAUGAUGAUAGUGAUGCAGCGGAAUUUAUUAUAGCCAUGAAUAAAAAUAAAAUAACAUCGAAGCCACCACCACCCAUUACCACCAGCCCAGAGAAAUCGGCCUCUGUUUCUUCUUUGAGUUCGGCGAAUAAAAGGAAUAGUAAAUCUUCCACCUUGAGUUCCACGAAAACCAGUGGCACUGCCUCAACCCAUCGCUUGAGUUCCAGUAGUUCCACCAAGUCCAUAAUUUCCACAACCAAUCAUUCCACACCCUUGGCAAAGGCUAGGCCACAGACCCAAACCACGGCCAGAACAAAGAGAUAUGGUGUGGUUUUAAAUUCUCCAGAUGAUGGCAGCUCGCCAAGGAACUCUCUCAACAGUAAUAUGGGGGAUCAUGUUAGCGAGGCCCGGAAAUCCACAAGUUCAUAUAAAUCAACCACUUCCUCCACUAAUGGGGGUGGUAAAUGGCCCUCACCGGCUCCCCGGUCUCGUUACAGUGAUGGUGGUGGUGUUAUUUCCAAUGAGGGUGGUAGUUUGGCCACCCCUGGCGGCAAAUCAACGUCAUCACUGUCGUCAUUGUCCAAACAAAACAAUACAAUGCAUGCUGUUUCGAACAAAACAAAACAAACCUCCUCCAACGCACACAGUAACAGCGGCAGCAGCGUCGUCAGCAGCAGUGCAAAGGCAGCGACAUCGAAAGAUAACAACAGCAACCACCCAACCACCCCACUCUCUGCAAAUUCUUCGUCUCACAACAAUUGCAAUGAGUACGACGACGAUGAUGAUUCAGAGAUAAGUCGCAUGCAGACGAACACCUCGACUCCGAUUAAAAUGAUGAAGUCACGCUCUCGCACGAACAUCUUGUCUGUGCCGCCAGCCUCAAGUAGUACACAGCAAAGCUCUGAGCAAAAUCUAAUCAAUGUCGCCAAAAUAAAAGCUUCCAAUACAACAACAACGAAUAGUAAACAACAGGGAGCAAACACAACAAAAAUAACUGUUAACACCACCACGAUGAACACAACAACGACACCCUCUCCAAAUAUUUUGCGAGUCAAAGCAAAAACAUUGCCGCAAAAUUUAUCGCCCUCAGUUGUUUUACAGCAGGGAGAGGCAUUGGAUAAGGCCGCCACAUCGUCGUCGUCUUCGCCCAAAAAUUCAGCAGCUAAUAAAAAUUCGAAAAAAUCCCCUACGGAUACCACGGGAACAUCGUUAAAUCGCAAAUUUGGUGGCUCACAGGCAUGUAAUUUGAAUCGUGAUCCCGGCUCUACAAAAAAUGUUAAGUCUGGCAACACCAUACUAACCUCAGCCUUUCCACCAAAGAAUCUCUUCCUACUAAAAUCUACACCAAAAUUGAGUAACAACAGCACGUCCAUGUCUUCAUCGGCAGACAGUUCAUUAACCUCACCACCGAAUAAUACAAAUUCCUCCUCCUCCAAUAACAACAACGCCAAAAAUUAUCCACCCCAUCCCCAUCAAAUAACCUCACCGGCCAAAAAGUCUUUAUCCUUCAUAAGGCGGGCCCAUUCCACCAAACUAUCACGCAGUAAUUCGCUCCUAAAAUCCAUUGCCUCUCAGCAUCAGACACAAAUGCAAACCGGUGCAGGGAAUAAUGCUGGCAAUUUUUGUUCCGGCAGCUGGGGCAAAGAUUUCUAUUUGCAAUAUGAUGUCUGCCCUCUGGCCUUGGAUGAAUUGGAUACAUAUUUCCGGGCGGAAAAUUGUCCGGAAUUGAUAAGGGAACGUUUUAAAAUUUUGGAUGUUGAUUUGGCACCAGCGGAGGGGAAUUGUUCGGGUACCGAGACAUUGGUACAGGAAAAUAGUACACUGUCAUCGGCUGGUGGUGAAACUUUGAGGCAUAUUGAUAGUAGUAUUGGUAGCAGUCCAUGUUCGGAUAAGGAGCAACAGCGUAGUCCAGGUGGCAACUCAGCAGUACGAGUGACAGUUGGCGGAACGGGAGCUGAGGGGGAUGAUGAGGAUGAAGAUGAUGAUGCAGGACAUCAUUCAGGUAAGAAAAAGAAAUACGAUAAUUUACCAAAGAAAUAG
Molecule: messenger RNA, 2634 nt
Organism: Musca vetustissima
Lineage: Eukaryota; Metazoa; Arthropoda; Insecta; Diptera; Muscidae
Product: mucin-5AC-like
Exons: 1
Coding region: 1-2634 (877 amino acids)
Source: RefSeq, a predicted model, not a curated record